CCUUUUAAAUAAUAGAGUACCAAACAUGAGUAGUUCUGAUUUAAUAGUAUAUGUUCUAAUUAAAUGACAAUAUUUGGGAUAAGUUUCAACAAUGUAAACCUCAUUUUGGGAGUGUUAUAGUGAUACCAUCAAACCACAAGGGAAUUGACUAAAAGUAUAGUUUUUAAAAACCAGAAGUGCAUUAUUUUAAAAGAUCUAAAUAUGAGUGUUAGUAUAAAAAACUCACACACACAUGUAAGCCUAUGUUACAAGAUCGAAAUUGGUUCGCGUGGGUCGAUUUGCAACCCGGAGACCCGUUCAAAAUUUGAGCAGGUUGUGUGUUGAUCGAAAUACGUCCAAAACCGCCAACAUGGUACCACUCGAUACAAAAGUCGAUCUGAGCAAGACCCGUUGACCCAGAUGUAUGUGUCUCAAUAAAAGCAUUGCAAUUGCAGAGUUUCAAUUCUAGCUUAGAUGCAAAAUGAGGCUUUGAAGAAAAUGCCGCCUGGUUCCAUUUUACUUCAUGGUCGAUCAAGAAUUCAUUCAUAUUCUGUACUAUACAAAUUAUGAUGCAUACAAGACACUUUUUAAGAAAUAUAUAUACACACAUAGAGCUUAAUUGGUUAGUAUAAUGUUGAAAUCCCGGUUCCUUGGGUUUCUAGCCAGCUGCCAAAGCCAUCUUGCAUUAUUUAUGAAUGAGAGGUCAUGCUUGAGAUUUGAGGACAGGAAUUGAGGAACAAAUUCAUGCAAAUAUCACCUACUUUAAGCAUAUUGAAGUUAAUACAAGCACUUAUCUGGUUCUUGAAAACCUGCACUAAGAUAAUAUUGAAGGUUAAUCUACUUCCAGGAGAACAAGGCCAGACUGAUAUUCUAGAUGGAGAAGUUUGCAAGCCAUUGAACCAAAUGGUUAUUAAAAAACACAUCCUGAGAAUAAAUGGAGAUAUACCUUUGACAGAUGAAACAACUUCUGAUCAUGAAAGGCUACAAAAAAGAUUACUAGAGAAUGGUUUCGUUGAGCACCACGUUAAAGGGGAUGGAAACUGUCAGUUUCGUGCUUUAUCAGAUGAAAUCUAUGGUACACCUGAAUGGCACAAUUGUGUCAGGGAGCAUGUUGCUAAUCAGCUUAGAAGUCACCCAGAGAUGUACAAGGGACAUGUUCCCAUGGUCUAUGAUGAAUAUUUAAAGAAGAUGUCAAAGAGCGGGGCAUGGGGUGAUCAUGUUACAUUGCAGGCCGCUGCAGACCUUUUUGGUGUCAAAGUUCUUGUCAUAACAUCUUUCAAGGACAGUUGUUACCUUGAGAUUCUUCCAAACGUAAAGAAAUCAGAAAAAGUCAUUAAUCUAAGUUUUUGGGCUGAGGUGCAUUACAACUCCGUACAUCCCAAAGAUUCUCCUUGUGACUUUUGUGAAAGAGAAGUGGAAGUACCUAUACUUUGAUGCAAUAGGUCAUAGUUGUACGGAACACAUACCUAUAUAAUGUGACCACCUUGUAUCGAUAAGAAAAACACUAUUAUGAGUAGAGAUUUUCUCAAUGACAUUGUACUGUAAGAAAAAUAACACUAUCUACAAUUGUUGUUGAAAAACAUCAACUUAAAGUGUUUUAAAGUGACCUGAUGUGGCAUGGUUUAAUCUUUGACCUCUAGAGUUGAGGACUUGAGGGCCCGCUCUACUAAAGAGAAACCUUGUCAUAUAAAAAAUUUAUAGUCACUCAUAUUGUUGUUGCCCAAGUAAAAAUAGUUUUAUUUUCAUAGAAUUUUUGAAUAUGAUUUCUCAUAUCCUA
Cuscuta europaea is the source of this 1756-nucleotide messenger RNA. The record is from the annotation of a GenBank genome assembly. NCBI's taxonomy places the organism in Eukaryota, Viridiplantae, Streptophyta, Magnoliopsida, Solanales, Convolvulaceae.